AUGUUGCGAACUCUAGCAGCUAUAUCCUUCUUCGCUCUGCCAUCAUUGCAGAGCGCAGUCUCAAAGAAAUUUGUACCCCUCAAGUUUGCCAAGGAUGGCACCUUCCAGAUCUCGAUUCUUGAAGAUCUUCACUUCGGAGAGAAUGCUUGGGACACAUGGGGUCCGGAACAAGACGUUAACUCCGUGGCUGUAAUCAACCGAGUUCUCAACGCUGAAUCGCCCGACCUGGUCGUUCUCAACGGCGAUUUGAUUACUGGCGACAAUGCAUUCCUGGAGAACAGCACUGUUUACAUCGAUGAGAUCGUCGCCCCACUCGUUGAUCGUGGUUUGACCUGGGCCUCUACCUACGGUAAUCACGAUAGUGCUUACAACCUCUCCCGUGAAGCGAUUCUAGCUCGGGAGCACCGCUGGCCUAAUUCGAGAACUAAGCAGAUGGUCUCCGGUCGCGAGGCUGGUGUUUCGAACUAUUACCUCCCUGUCUAUGGGUCUAAGGACGAGAGCUCUACACCCGAGCUGCUGCUUUGGUUCUUUGAUAGCCGCGGUGGCUAUUAUUACCAGGAGCUGGAUUCAAAUGGAGAUGAGGUUGCUCAGCCGAACUGGGUUGAUGUCAGCGUUGUGAACUGGUGGAAGAAGACUAAUGCGGACCUUGUUAAGAAGUAUCACAAGGAGAUCCCAUCUCUUGUUUUCGUGCAUAUUCCCACGAAUGCGUCCUUAGCCGCGCAGACGGAGAUUGGGAUCAAUCUGAACCGUGAACCGGGUAUCAAUGAUGAUUACACCCUUGCGCAACAGGGUGAGGGAUGGUGUGCCGACGGCAGCGAUGCUAGCACCUGUGUUUACGGUGGACAGGAUGUGCCAUUCAUGAAAGCUCUUGUUGAUACGCCUGGUGUCCUUGCCGUGUUCUCGGGUCACGAUCACGGUGAUACUUGGUGCUACAAGUGGGAUAGUCUGAUUUCCGGCAUGUCUGUCAAGGGUAAUGGUGUCAAUCUUUGCUUUGGACAGCACUCUGGAUAUGGAGGGUAUGGAAGUUGGAUUCGUGGAUCGAGACAGAUUCUUGUGUCCGAGGAGAAGUUGAAGAAGAGCGUGAUUGAUUCUUGGAUUCGACUGGAGUCCGGGGAUAUUUCAGGCGCUAUUUCGCUGAACUCGACAUAUGGUGAGGAUACCUAUCCUGCGACAGUGGAUCUGGAUUCAUCUUGCCCCACUUGCAACUAUACCCUUUACUCGUCCUGA
Molecule: messenger RNA, 1227 nt
Organism: Penicillium pulvis
Lineage: Eukaryota; Fungi; Ascomycota; Eurotiomycetes; Eurotiales; Aspergillaceae
Product: metallophosphoesterase family protein
Exons: 2
Coding region: 1-1227 (408 amino acids)
Cellular component (GO): cytoplasm
Molecular function (GO): hydrolase activity, acting on ester bonds
Source: RefSeq, a predicted model, not a curated record